AUGGCAACUCGAAGAUAUGCGAUUGGAAGGUUGGAUGAGGCUAACCACCCAGAUUCCAUGAGAGCUACCUUAGCUGAAUUCCUCUCCACUUGCAUCUUUGUCUUUGUUGGAGAAGGCUCUGCACUUGCUCUCCGCAAGAUUUACAAGGAUCCAGGUGCAUCAGCUGGUGAUUUAGUAGUGCUUGCACUAGCUCAUGCUUUUGCUCUAUUUGCUGCUAUUUCUGGUAGCAUGCAUGUUUCUGGUGGACAUGUCAACCCUGCCGUCACUUUUGGUGCUCUCCUUGGUGGCAGGAUCUCUGUCCUUGGAGCCCUUUAUUAUUGGGUUGCUCAACUUCUGGGUUCUAUAGUGGCUGCCCUCUUGUUGAGGCUUGUGACUAACAACAUGAGACCAGAGGCGUUCAAUGUGUCGGUGGGUCUUGGAGCGUUUCAUGGCCUUAUUCUUGAGAUUGUCUUGACGUUUGGUCUAAUGUACACAGUGUAUGCUACUGCUAUUGAUCCUAAAAGGGGUAACAUAGGUACAAUUGCACCCUUAGCCAUUGCACUUGUCGUUGGGGCAAACAUCCUGGUGGGUGGGCCCUUUGAUGGAGCAUGCAUGAACCCUGCUCGGGCUUUUGGGCCUGCCUUGGUGGGCUGGAGAUGGAACUACCAUUGGAUCUACUGGGUGGGUCCAUUGCUUGGGGCAGCCUUGGCAGCACUCUUAUACGAAUACAUUAUGGUCCCAAUUGAGCCUCCUCAUCAUCACCAACCUUUGGCUGCUGGGGAUUACUAG
Molecule: messenger RNA, 768 nt
Organism: Abrus precatorius (Indian licorice)
Lineage: Eukaryota; Viridiplantae; Streptophyta; Magnoliopsida; Fabales; Fabaceae
Product: probable aquaporin TIP-type alpha
Exons: 3
Coding region: 1-768 (255 amino acids)
Biological process (GO): transmembrane transport; water transport
Cellular component (GO): membrane
Molecular function (GO): water channel activity
Source: RefSeq, a predicted model, not a curated record